Lathyrus sativus (Indian pea) is the source of this 1035-nucleotide messenger RNA. The record is from the annotation of a GenBank genome assembly. Lineage: Eukaryota; Viridiplantae; Streptophyta; Magnoliopsida; Fabales; Fabaceae.
AUGGCUGGAAGUAAUGAAGUCAACCUUAAUGAAUCUAAGAGUGUUGUUCCUCUUAAUACUUGGGUGCUUAUCUCCAAUUUCAAGCUAGCUUACAAUCUUCUAAGACGAGCGGAUGGAACAUUCAAUAGAGAGUUGGCUGAGUUUCUCGACCGCAAGGUCCCGGCCAAUACGAUUCCUGUUGACGGAGUAUUUUCUUUCGAUCAUGUUGAUCGGAAUACAGGACUUUUUAGUAGGGUUUAUCAACCUGCUCCUGAGAAUGUUACUACUUGGGGCAUUAUAGAGCUAGAAAAGCCUUUGAGCACAACUGAGAUUGUCCCUGUCAUAAUUUUCUUCCAUGGUGGAAGCUUCUCUCAUUCCUCAGCUAAUAGUGCUAUCUACGACACUUUCUGCCGUCGCCUUGUGAGCAUGUGUAAGGCUGUUGUUGUUUCUGUAAACUACCGAAGAUCGCCCGAGCAUCGGUUCCCAUGUGCUUAUGAAGACGGUUGGAAUGCUCUUAAUUGGGUUAAAUCAAGGACAUGGCUUCAAAGUGGAAAAGAUUCUAAGGUUUAUGUCUAUAUGGCAGGGGAUAGUUCCGGUGGUAACAUUGCUCAUCAUGUCGCGGUGAGAGCUGCCGAGGAAGAUGUCGAGGUACUAGGUAACAUUCUUCUCCAUCCGCUCUUUGGCGGGGAGAAGCGUACGGAAUCAGAGAAGAAACUGGACGGAAAGUAUUUCGUGAGGUUGCAAGAUCGCGAUUGGUAUUGGAGAGCUUUUCUACCAGAAGGAGAAGAUAGAGACCAUCCCGCUUGCAAUCCUUUUGGACCCAAUGGUAAAAGCCUUGAAGGACUAAAGUUCGCUAAAAGCCUUGUUUGUGUGGCUGGUUUGGAUCUUCUACAAGAUUGGCAAUUGGAAUAUGUCGAAGGUCUCAAGAAUUAUGACCAAGAUGUUAAACUUCUUUACCUAAAGGAAGCCACCAUAGGUUUCUACUUCUUGCCUAAUAAUGAUCAUUUCUAUUGCCUCAUGAACGAGAUAAACACCUUCGUGCAUUCUAACUGUUGA